CAGCGUAUCUCCCACUCAUCCAGAGACUUUGUCACCUCACUUCACAAGGCCCGUGAGGGGAGCGAGACCAGGAUGGUGAACAGGAUAGUGGCCUUAGGACUCGUACCAUACACGUUUACCACGACGAGUGACAAUGUUGAAUUGGACCGGCUGUAUGCGCACGUGCCGGACCAGAAAGACGCCAAUUACCUGGACAACUACCUGCACUUGACCCGAAUAACCGCACAGUAUAUGGUGAGCCUACUGCUGGACACCAGCGCUAACACGAGCAGGUUCUUCAUGCCGCCAUUCAGGAUGGAAAUGCCGCACCUGAUCACCGUGUACAACACCGUUCACCUCGGUCUGGACAGCGUCAUGCCUCCGAUCGACAAGUCUUUCUCGCUCAAUUAUGCCGUCAUCGGACACAGCGUCGUACAGCAAGCAGGCCAAUUGUUCCUGCAUGGUCCAGACAUCUUCAACGAAACGGGCUUCUAUGACAGGGUGUGGACUUCCGGCUACAUCAAUGCGCUGAGGAGGAGGUACCAGUGCCUGAGGAAAAUGCACGUGGAGCAGAGGUGGAUCGACAACAAUGUACCAAGGCGCGUCUUGGAGGCUGUUGUCACUGCAGAGAUUCUGUUCAAUGCUUACAAAGGUUUCCGCCAGAUGCCGCAAAACGCAGCCCAUUUCCGCCAAGAGGUGGCGCAGUUUGGUCUCACACCCGAGCAGCUUUUUUUCGUGGGCCUCUGCAUGAAUUGGUGUCAACGCAGCGUCGAGCAGCGUAGUGUCGCCGAACGAGUGUGCCGAUUCGCGCUGCCAGCACUGCGUGCUUUCGGCGAUGCCUUCGGCUGCCCGCAGAUGGAGGCAUCUUCGAGCCUGAACAAGUGUGGUUCCUAGGCUCAGCGGGUGGUGUUAUCCUCCACGUCACUGGCGUGCCACGUUACCUGCGACGUGAAAGGGAAGGUCCCUUCUCCGUCUAAGUUUGAGUGAUUCCGACUAGGUCAACCAUUUACAACAAUUUUAAUUCUUCAGAGAAUGGCAUCCGCAGGG
Messenger RNA from Rhipicephalus microplus (southern cattle tick), 1026 nucleotides. RefSeq lists its product as uncharacterized. Lineage: Eukaryota; Metazoa; Arthropoda; Arachnida; Ixodida; Ixodidae. Gene Ontology annotation, molecular function: metalloendopeptidase activity. Gene Ontology annotation, cellular component: plasma membrane. Gene Ontology annotation, biological process: protein processing. The record is from RefSeq and is a predicted model, not a curated record.